AUGGCAAGUCCUGAAGCCAACAUGGUCCAUUUCCAGGAUAUGGAACUACAACUACAACUACAACUACAAACACAACCAGAAGACACGAAUUCGCACCUUGCGAACCAUCGGGACGCACGUUUGAGCAAAGCCAUGACUAGUGCUACUACCAACAUCGACAACAGCACUGCUAUUCCUCGUCUAUAUGGCUCUCCCCCACCAUUUGACUUCACCACCGCAAACGACGCCAUUAUUAGGCAUGGCGUACCAGACUACAACUCGAGUCAUUCAACCAUCAACCUCCAAGGCGCCAGCGAUACGACAUCAGAAGUGAAUGAUGCUCUGCAAGAACUAUCCACUUGCAUCAACCAAGUGAUCAACAACAACGACAAGAACUCCGAAACAAAGGGCGCAAAUUCAAGAUAUCGAUCAGCGAGGAAACAAGUUGACAUUCGUAGUAUGCUAUGA
Molecule: messenger RNA, 447 nt
Organism: Talaromyces marneffei
Lineage: Eukaryota; Fungi; Ascomycota; Eurotiomycetes; Eurotiales; Trichocomaceae
Exons: 1
Coding region: 1-447 (148 amino acids)
Source: RefSeq, a predicted model, not a curated record